GCGCUUUGCAAGUAACGGCCAUCGUGCAGGGGGACCUGGUGCUUUGGGAGGUUGAUGCAGGCCUUGGCAGCCAGCUGCAGCAGGGCUUGGUCAUCGAUGGCCACUGGCGCCUACUGGAAAGCGAGUUCUGCUUCAUGAGGGGUUUCGAGUGGAUCUGCCCCGAGUGGGCAUUGCGAUCAUCUGAGUCAGAGGACGCAGUUCUUAUCGGACCCUUCAGCGCCUUCCACACGCGAGCCUGCCUGGCGGUGGCGAGUGCGAGGCAGAAGCUGAUGUCCAGACUUGCUGCAUAUCAGCCAUACAACAAAAUGGCGGAUGCUGUUCUGUACGGUGGACUCGUGGCAUUGACCUACUCGCUCGUGGCCUUGUCGGCGAACUGUAAGCACACAGCGCAAGACGCUGCCGAGUUUGUGCGCUACGACUGUGAGGAGGGCAAGUACAAUCCCGUGGCAUCCCUUUUGCUCACAACCUCCGAAGGAGCUGUGAAGCGCUUGUUUUCCAGGCACGAUGCCAAUGAAAUCCAUUUUAGGAACGAGCUGCUGGCUUUUGUGUCUUACACAAGCCUCAACAUCGGACUGACAGGCGUGCCGGUGCCUUCCGGUAACUUCACCGGCUCCAUGCUGAUCGGGGGGCUGAUUGGACGAAUGAUGGGGGCCCUGGUUCGAGAUUACGGCAAGCCUGGCAUGGCCGUGUCCGGCGUGUAUGCCAUGGUGGGGAGUGCCUCGAUGCUCGCGGGCUUCAAGCAGAUGGCCGUCGCAGUGGUCGUCUUUAUCACGGGAGCCGCCAACGAUCUUGGGCUGGUGGUACCACUGAUGCUGGCAGUCACCAUCUCAUUGCUUCUCAACAAGCUGAUCAACGAAAGAGGUUUUGACGAGGAGCAGAUCUUGCGAAAGGCGAUUGCAUACUUGCCGGCAGAACCCCCACGGUCGAUGGAUCGCACAGUGGCCCUGGAACUAUGUGAUGACCUGCCGCCAGAGGCAGUACUUGCUGCAGAGGUGGAUUUCCGGACGAUCCAGGCUGCCCUACAACAGGACAAGGUGGAUUGCUUCCCAGUCCUGAAGGAGGGUGGUCACUGCAUAGGUUUUACAACUCGCGCCCGCUUGCAAGCAGCCGCAGAGGUUUGGCAGGCAUCGGGAUUUAUGGAUGCCUCCGAUCGGGGAGCUGCUUCGUCCCUGAAGGAGGCAGUGUCUGAUGGGGGUGGCGAGCAGAUGGGCAAACUGGUUUCCGCUGCCGUUGCAAGGGAAUCGAGCUUUACGGGCACCGUUCUGCCAGUGAAGCGCCUGACUGAGCGACAUCCCUACACUAUCCUCGAG
Molecule: messenger RNA, 1310 nt
Organism: Symbiodinium necroappetens
Lineage: Eukaryota; Dinophyceae; Suessiales; Symbiodiniaceae
Source: the annotation of a GenBank genome assembly